UGUGGGAUCCCACCAGCUCUCCGUGGUCUGUGAUUCCUUGGCAUGGAUGCCAGGGAACAGGAGGUGCUGGUCAGUUCCUAUUGGAUUUGCUUGUUGGGUGCUUUUGGGGAUCCCAAAGCCCCCUUUCCAUAGCAGCAGUAGCUUGGAUAAAUCCCCCUCAUCGUCUGUGGUGCCUGGGAUCUGCCUGGGAGAGCAGCUUCCUUUCGACUUGACUGGGAAAAACCCUUUUUGGGGGGAAGGCAACGAAGCUUUCCUGCUGCAGGAGCUGAUUCCUGGGGAACAGCAUCCCCUAACCCUCGCGGAGACCCCAAAUGGGGGAAUGGGGCUGCCCCCCUCGGCUGGGGCCAGGACAAAGCCUUGGGAGAGGCUGGGAAACUGCAGGAGGCAAAGGAAGAUUUCAGCUGGAAAGCAGCAAAGGGCUUUGAGGGCUCCUGGAGGGGGGGAUGUCCACACACAGAGAUGUUGGGAAUGUCGCUUGUUUAAAGGCUCCCGAGGUUAAUCGAGUGGCUCUGCCCCUUCCCGAGGGUUCCUGUCCCUCCUUCAGCUCCUGCCUGGUGGCUGAGAGGCUUCAGCGCAUUCGCUCAGCUCCUGGAAGAGGAGCCAAGGCCGGGAGAGAUGGAGGGGGAGCAGUGAUGGAGCAUCCCUGCUGGAAAAUCCCAAGGCAUCCAAUUUUUGAGUUCUUCCCCUUCAUCCUAACGCUGUGUCUCGUGCAUUCCAGGCUGUCCCGCUGGCAGGGAGCGUUUGCCAUGGACACUGGGCACGUAAGCAGAUCCCGCUUCAGUGUGGCCUCCAGCCCGCCGCGCUGGGAGAUCGGGCUCUACGCCGCCGGCGCCUUGGCGCUGCUGGGAAUCGCAGCCAUCAACCUGUGGAAGCUCUGGCGCUCCGGGAGCUACCCGGCCCCUUCCCCCUUCCCCAAUUAUGACUAUCGGUACCUGGAGCAGAAGUACGGAGCGGCGUGCCCGGACAUCAGGAGCAAGCGAGGGCUGGCCCCGGGCUCGCAGCGGGCGCCAGGUCGGAGCUCUUCGUCCCGCAAAAGCAGCCUGAGGGCAGAGGACACCUUGGAGAGCAUCCAGGAGCUGGGCAGCCUGGAGCUGAUGGGCAGAGACCUGGGCCUGGCCCACUACGGCCCCCUGCGGAAAUCCAUCUCGGCCGACUCCCUCAACUCCAUCUCGUCCAUCGGGAACAACUUCGGGCAGGAUUUCACGGUGGGGCAGGUGGAGGUGUCCAUGGAGUACGACGGGAGGGCGGCCGCCCUGCACGUGACGCUGCUGCAGGGCAAGGACCUGCUGGAGAAGGAGGAUGCGCGCUUCGAGUCCUGCUUCAUGCGGAUCAGCCUCCUCCCGGCCGAGCAGAUCGUCGGCAUCUCCCGGAUCCAGAGGAGCUCCUACUCGGUGGCGUUCGACGAGCGCUUCUCGGUGCCGCUGGACCCGGCGGCGCUGGAGGAGAACAGCCUGCGCUUCUCCGUCUUCGGCGUCGACGAGGACGAGCGCAGCGUCAGCACCGGCGUGGCCGAGCUCAAACUCUCCGACCUGGAGCUGGCCACGCGUCCCUUCAACGCCUGGCUCUACCUGCAGGACACCAACAAGGCGGUGGACACGGUGGGGGAGAUCCUGCUCUCCCUGAGCUACCUGCCCACGGCCGAGCGGCUCACGGUGGUGGUGGUCAAAGCCAAGAACCUCGUGUGGAGCAAUGGGAAGGUGACUGCAGAUCCCUUUGUCAAGGUGUACCUGCUGCAGGACGGGAGGAAGAUCAGCAAGAAGAAGACGGCAGUGAAGAGGGGAGACACCAACCCCGUGUUCAACGAGGCCAUGAUCUUCUCCGUGCCAGCCAUCGUGCUCCAGGAGCUGUCCCUGCGCGUGACGGUGGCCGAGGGCGGCGAGGACGGGCGCGGGGACAACACGGGCCACGUGCUGAUCGGGCCGGCGGCCAGCGGCAUGGGCACCACGCACUGGAACCAGAUGCUGGCCACGCUCCGCAAGCCCGUCUCCAUGUGGCACCCGCUCCGCAGGAAUUAGCCCGCAGCCUGGGGACUUGGCGGCACCCGCAGGGCCGAGCUGCCGGCGCCGAGGGGCCCACAACGCCCGGAGCACGGACAGAGCGGCUCCGUGGGCACAGCCCGGGUCGCCCCUGCACGCCUGGGCCAGAGCUGCCCAGGACAGGAGCCCAAAACGGACCCAAAGCAGGAGGAACCUGCCCAAAGCGCGGCUCCCGAGAGUUCCGCGUGCUCCCAACGGCCUCGGAACCUGUGGAAUCCUCAGACCUGGACUCUGAGCGAGGGAGAGGAGGGAUUCCAUUGGAAGGUGGUUUUUGGGUGGGAAUCGUGCGGGGGGUGAUCCUGAGAGGGUCUUUUGUAGUGACUUUGGUGCGCUGUGCCAGGGUUGGAAUGUUUCCAGUGAGAAUGGAAAAAGGGAGCAAUAACAGCAGAAAAUCAAUUGUUACGUACGGCUCCUCCUCCCAUCUGUUCCCCCACACAGUAAAUCCCUGCCUCUCUCCCCUGGCUGCACAGGCAGGGAUUGGUUUCCAACCUCUUUGUUUCCAGCCUCUUGGGUUUGAGGUCAGAUGCACACUGGGAACCAUCCCCUAAAGGUCCACUAGGAUCAGGGGCAGCUUUUCCCAUCCCAGCCACUUUUCCAACCCAACCUCAGGACAGCAUUACAAAUUCCUGCUCCUUCACACAACUCUCACUACUGGGGGCUGCUUUUUCCAGCCUCUAAUCCUGGACUUGGGCUCUGACUUACCCUGUAACUCAUUUUAUCCAAGAUUUGGGCAUAGAGAGGAACAUCUUGGCCUUGUGACCCAAGGCAGGUGGGAAAGGUCCCAAAUUUCAUAAUUUUUAAGCCCAACUCCUGUUUCAGGAGGAAGGGAGAGGAAAAGCCUGUGUGGAUCCUAUCUGCUGGUGGGGCUCUGGCCCAAGCUAGGUUUGGGAUUUUUGGGGAGCUGAUUCCCACUCUGGUUUCUGGAGGGUGAUGGAGCCCCUCAUGGCACAGGCUGGAGAGCAGAGGAUGCACGGGGGCCACAUCCCUCCUUGCCUGGGCCUUGGCUUUUCCCUGCCGGAAGGAUGUUGGUGGGAAGCCAGGCUGGGAAAUCUGGGGGUGUCUGGGGCCCUGUGCCAGGAAACUGGCACCAUGGGAUUAGCACAGGCUGGGAUGUGGCUGCUGGGAUGAUCUGAGCAGGGAAAGAAGUGUGAAUGAGCCAUUUAUGUGUUUUUCCCUCAUUAAAAAGUAACUCCAAGGUGAGUUAUCCCCUGA
Messenger RNA from Ficedula albicollis (Collared flycatcher), 3248 nucleotides. RefSeq names its product synaptotagmin 12 (gene SYT12). The record is from RefSeq and is a predicted model, not a curated record. The transcript has 7 exons. Bases 444 to 2015 code for a protein of 523 amino acids. Gene Ontology annotation, biological process: calcium-ion regulated exocytosis; regulation of dopamine secretion; regulation of calcium ion-dependent exocytosis. NCBI's taxonomy places the organism in Eukaryota, Metazoa, Chordata, Aves, Passeriformes, Muscicapidae. Gene Ontology annotation, molecular function: calcium ion binding; phosphatidylserine binding; calcium-dependent phospholipid binding.